This is a messenger RNA of Saccoglossus kowalevskii, 2753 nucleotides long. Its product is annotated as hornerin-like. Lineage: Eukaryota; Metazoa; Hemichordata; Enteropneusta; Harrimaniidae. The record is from RefSeq and is a predicted model, not a curated record.
GCAGUCAGGUAGGGCAUCAAGGCAGUAUAGCAGAGCAUCAAGGCAGUCAGUUGGGGCAUCAAGGCAGUAUAGCAGAGCAUCAAUGCAGCCAGGUGGGGCAUCAAGGCAGUCUAGCAGGGCAUCAAGGCAGUCUAGCAGGGCAUCAAGGCAGUCAGGUAGGGCAUCAAGGCAGUCAGGUAGGGCAUCAAGGCAGUCUAGCAGGGCAUCAAGGCAGUCUAGCAGGGCAUCAAGGCAGUCAGGUAGGGGCAUCAAGGCAGUCAGGUAGGGCAUCAAGGCAGUCUAGCAGGGCAUCAAGGCUGUCGGGCAGGGCAUCAAGGCAGUUUAGCAGGGCAUCAAGGCAGUCAGGUAGGGGCAUCAAGGUAGUCAGGUAGGGCAUCAAGGCAGUCUAGCAGGGCAUCAAGGCAGUCAGGUAGGGCAUCAAGGCUGUCAGGUAGGGCAUCAAGGCAGUCUAGCAGGGCAUCAAGGCAGUCUAGCAGGGCAUCAAGGCAGUCUAGUAGGGCAUCAAGGCAGUCUAGCAGGGCAUCAAGGCAGUCAGGUAGGGCAUCAAGGCAGUAUAGCAGAGCAUCAAGGCAGUAUAGCAGAGCAUCAAGGCAGUCAGUUGGGGCAUCAAGGCAGUAUAGCAGAGCAUCAAUGCAGCCAGGUAGGGCAUCAAGGCAGUAUAGCAGAGCAUCAAGGCAGUCAGUUGGGGCAUCAAGGCAGUAUAGCAGAGCAUCAAUGCAGUCAGGUAGGGCAUCAAGGCAGUCUAGCAGGCAUCAAGGCAGUCUAGCAGGGCAUCAAGGCAAUCUAGUAGGGCAUCAAGGCAGUCUAGCAGGGCAUCAAGGCAGUCAGGUAGGGCUUCAAGGCAGUAUAGCAGAGCAUCAAGGCAGUCUGGCAGGGCAUCAAGGAAGUCAGGUAGGGCAUCAAGGCAGUCUAGUAGGGCAUCAAGGCAGUCUAGCAGGGCAUCAAGGCAGUCUGGCAGGGCAUCAAGGCAGUCUGGCAGGGCAUCAAGGAAGUCAGGUAGGGCAUCAAGGCAGUCUAAAAGGGCAUCAAGGCAGUCAGGUAGGGGCAUCAAGGCAGUCAGGUAGGGUAUCAAGGCAGUCAGGUAGGGUAUCAAGGCAGUCUAGCAGGGCAUCAAGGCAGUCAGGUAGGGCAUCAAGGCUGUCAGGUAGGGCAUCAAGGCAGUCUAGUAGGGCAUCAAGGCAGUCUAGUAGGGCAUCAAGGCAGUCUAGCGGGACAUCAAGGCAGUCUAGUAGGGCAUCAAUGCAGUCUAGCAGGGCAUCAAGGCAGUCAGGUAGGGCAUCAAGGCAGUAUAGCAGAGCAUCAAGGCAGUCAGUUGGGGCAUCAAGGCAGAAUAGCAGAGCAUCAAUGCAGCCAGGUGGGGCAUCAAGGCAGUCCGGUAUGGUGUCAAGGCUGUCAGGUAGGGGCAUCAAGGCUGUCAGGUAGGGCAUCAAGGCUGUCAGGUAGGGCAUCAAGGCUGUCAGGCAGGGCAUCAAGGCAGUUUAGCAGGGCAUCAGGGCAGUCAGGUAGGGCAUCAAGGCAGUCAGGUAGGGCAUCAAGGCAGUCAAGUGGGGCAUCAAGGCAGUAUAGCAGAGCAUCAAGGCAGCCAGGUGGGGCAUCAAGGCAGUCGGGUGGGGCAUCAAGGCAGUCGGGUAGGGCAUCAAGGCAGUCGGGUAGGGCAUCAAAGCAGUCGGGUAGGGCAUCAAGGCAGUCAGGUUGGGCAGCAAGGCAGUCAAGUGGGGUAUCAAGGCAGUCAGGUGGGGUAUCAAGGCAGUCAGGUAGGGACAUCAAGGCAGUCAGGUAGGGUAUCAAGGCAGUCAGGUAGGGACAUCAAGGCAGUCAGGUAGGGCAUCAAGGCAGUCUGGCGGGGCAUCAAGGCAGUCAGGUAGGGCAUCAAGGCAGUCUAGCAGGGCAUCAAGGCAGUCUAGCAGGGCAUCAAGGCAGUCAGGUAGGGCAUCAAGGCAGUCUAGCAGGGCAUCAAGGCAGUCAGGUUGGGCAGCAAGGCAGUCAAGUGGGGUAUCAAGGCAGUCAGGUAGGGACAUCAAGGCAGUCAGGUAGGGUAUCAAGGCAGUCAGGUAGGGCAUCAAGGCAGUCAGGUAGGGCAUCAAGGCAGUCUAGCAGGGCAUCAAGGCAGUCAGGUAGGGCAUCAAGGCAGUCUACUAGGGCAUCAAGGCAGUCUAGGAGGGCGUCAAGGCAGUCUAGUAGGGUAUCAAGGCAGUCUAGCAGGGCAUCAAGGCAGUCAGGUAGGGCAUCAAGGCAGUAUAGCAGAGCAUCAAGGCAGUCAGUUGGGGCAUCAAGGCAGUAUAGCAGAGCAUCAAUGCAGCCAGGUGGGGCAUCAAGGCAGUCCGGUAUGGUGUCAAGGCUGUCAGGUAGGGGCAUCAAGGCUGUCAGGUAGGGCAUCAAGGCAGUCUGGUAGGGCAUCAAGGCAGUCUGGUAGGGCAUCAAAGCAGUCAGGUUGGGCAGCAAGGCAGUCAGGUUGGGCAGCAAGGCAGUCAAGUAGGGUAUCAAGGCAGUCAGGUAGGGACAUCAAGGCAGUCAGGUAGGGCAUCAAGGCAGUAUAGCAGAGCAUCAAGGCAGUUUAGCAGGGCAUCAGGGCAGUCAGGUAGGGCAUCAAGGCAGUCAGGUAGGGCAUCAAGGCAGUCAGGUGGGGCAUCAAGGCAGCCAGGUGGGGCAUCAAGGCAGCCAGGUGGGGCAUCAAGGCAGUCGGGUAGGGCAUCAAGGCAGUCGGGUAGGGCAUCAAAGCAGUCAGGUAGGGCAUCAAGGCAGUCAGGUUGGGC